Molecule: messenger RNA, 2120 nt
Organism: Eucalyptus grandis
Lineage: Eukaryota; Viridiplantae; Streptophyta; Magnoliopsida; Myrtales; Myrtaceae
Product: putative pentatricopeptide repeat-containing protein At5g37570
Exons: 1
Coding region: 69-1730 (553 amino acids)
Biological process (GO): RNA modification
Molecular function (GO): RNA binding; protein binding
Source: RefSeq, a predicted model, not a curated record
CCUAAAACCUCCUCGAGAAAUUGCUUUGUAAACCGCAAACCGCAAACCGCAAUGCCUUCUCAAUUCUCAUGCCUCUCCAUUCUUCACUGACCCGCGUCCCCGUCUCCGACAAGCUGCCCUCCAUCGUCACCCUCCUCAGAUCCUGCAAGAACGCCGCCCACCUCCACCAGCUGCACGCCCAGAUCAUCGUCAAAGGGCUGGAGCAGGACCAGUUCGUCGCCUCCCACUUCAUCUGCCUCGCCUACUCCCUCGCCUCCCUCUCCUACUGCUCCCGCUUCUUCAGCUGCGUCCUCCGCCCAAUCCCCGUCCUCUGGAACUCCCUCCUCAAAGGGUACUGCCAGAGGGCCUCCUGGGUCGACACCCUCUCGGUCUUCGCCCGCAUGAGGAGGGCCGGCGCCCCGCCCGACAAGUUCACGUACCCGUUGGUCUUGAAAUCUUGCGCCGGCCAGUCGAGGGUGCGGGAAGGGAGGGCGGUUCAUGGGGGUGUCGUGAAGAGCGGUCUCGACGAGGAUGUGUUCGUGGGCACGAGCUUGGUUGAUUUGUACGGCAAGUGCGGCCAGAUAGAGUGCGCGCGGAAGGUGUUUGAUGCUAUGCCCCAGCGGAGUGUGGUUUCUUGGACGGCGAUGGUUGUCGGUUACGUCGGCGCUGGGGAUUUGGGCGAGGCGAGGAGACUUUUUCGGGAAAUGCCUCUGAGAAAUGUGAAGUCGUGGAAUGCGAUGAUCACUGGGCUUGCCAGAGCGAGUGACAUGAAGAGUGCUAGGGAACUUUUUGAGGAAAUGCCUGAGAGGAAUGUGGUUUCUUUCACUGCGAUGAUUGAUGGGUAUGCAAAGGCUGGUGAUAUGGCAUCGGCAAGGGCUUUGUUUGAGCAAGCGCCUGUGAAGGAUAUGUUUGCUUGGUCGUCGAUGAUAUCGGGAUAUGCACAAAAUGGUCUUCCGAAUGAAGCUGUGAAGGUUUUUGUUGAGAUGGUGUCAAAGAAUAUCAAGCCUGAUGAGUUCACGUUGGUUGGCCUGAUGUCGGCUUGUUCCCAAGUAGGUUGUGGGAAGUUAGCCAAGUGGGUCGAUUCUUAUUUAAGCGAGAGUUCAAUUGCUCUCAAGACAGCUCAUGUUGUUGCAGCUCUAAUAGACAUGAAUGCAAAAUGUGGGAACAUUGAGAGAGCUACAGAAUUGUUCAAAAUAUUGCCUAAACGAGACAUCAUUUCCUACUGUUCCAUGAUACAGGGGCUAUCGAUGCAUGGAUGUGGGGUUUUGGCAGUGAACCUCUUCACUAGGAUGCUCCAGGAAGGAAUUAAUCCUGAUGAGGUGGCCUUCACGGUUAUUUUAACUGCUUGUAGCCGUGCUGCACUCGUAGAAGAGGGUUUGCAAUUCUUUGAGAUGAUGAAAAAUGAAUACUCCAUAGUCCCCUCCCCUGAUCAUUUUUCAAUCAUGGUCGACCUCCUUAGUCGGUCAGGACGGCUAAAUGCAGCUUACGAGUUAUUGAACACAAUGCCCAUGGAGCCUAAUGCUUGUGCAUGGGGUGCACUUCUUGGGGCCAGUAAGUUGCAUGGUGACCUCGAGUUAGGGGAGAUGGUUGCUCGGAGGCUUUUUGAGCUUGAGCCCCAAAACGGUGGAAACUAUGUGCUUCUGUCCAACAUAUAUGCCGCUGCGGAUCGGUGGACAGAUGUCUCUCUUCUCCGGAAUCAAAUGAAGGAGAGGGGCGUCACAAAAGUCCCUGGCUGCAGCUGGAUUUCUUAAUAACCAAUUUCACCAUUGCAUCACUUAAGCAUGUCAUGCCUUCUAAAAUUUGGUGCCAGGGGGAUUGUAUGCAUUGAGACAAGUUUGGGUGGCAUUUGGGAUUUGAGUAGAACUGCACGGUGGAGUUAGGAUCUAGGUGUUAACUCAUAUUGGAGAAAGUGAGCUUAGCUGUGUUAGUUCAGUAUUCUUCCUGAUUUGAUGCCCAAAACCACUUUGGUGGCAGGGAAGUGAUAGUCAUACAGUUGGGAAACUACUAAUGCUUACUUGAUUCUUUUCAAAGCCGUCUCUGUUCAACAUCUCAGUAGCAACUCUUUUUUUUUUUAGCUGCUGAGUGUUCGCCACUACCGUGUUCUUGAAUUUUUCUUCAAGAAAAAGUUGAGGAAAUCUUAA